Molecule: messenger RNA, 3360 nt
Organism: Pyricularia grisea
Lineage: Eukaryota; Fungi; Ascomycota; Sordariomycetes; Magnaporthales; Pyriculariaceae
Exons: 11
Coding region: 174-584 (136 amino acids)
Biological process (GO): purine nucleotide biosynthetic process
Cellular component (GO): cytoplasm
Molecular function (GO): amidophosphoribosyltransferase activity
Source: RefSeq, a predicted model, not a curated record
AAAAUUUACAUCAUGUGCCCAGUUAUUGCAAGAUCGGCGUCGCCUUUUUUGAGGAAGCGGUCUUUUGUGUUGUUGGACCGGUAGACUUUUUUUUUUCGUUUUCGCUCAAAUCUUAUACCCCCCUUCCAACGUUGCAUCCCCUUCCCCCAGGGCCGAAAGAACGAGUCGAAACCAUGUGUGGUGUAUCUGCGCUCCUUUUGGGCGACACAAAAGCCCAGUCGGCCGCCGUCGACCUGCACGAGUCUUUGUACUUUCUUCAGCACCGCGGGCAAGAUGCUGCCGGUAUCGCCGUGUGCCAAGGCGGCAGGGUGUAUCAGUGCAAGGGCAAUGGUAUGGCCGCCAAGGUGUUUGACGAGGGCCGAAAGACGGCCGACCUACCAGGCUUCAUGGGCAUCGCCCACCUGAGAUACCCCACUGCUGGAACUUCGUCGGCGUCCGAAGCCCAGCCUUUCUACGUGAACUCCCCGUUCGGUCUAUCCAUGAGCGUCAACGGAAACCUUGUCAACAGCCCGGAGCUCAUCAGCUUCCUGGACCGCGAGGCUCGUCGCCACGUCAACACUGAUUCGGAUUCGGAACUGCUGUAGGUCUCGGAAUGACGUAUGAGGCCGGCCAGGGAACGGGCUCUUGCUGAUCAGAUUGCUACUGCAUCCAGGCUCAAUGUCUUUGCGCAUGCCCUUUACGAGCUUAACAAGGCCAGAGCAAAUGUGGACGAUGUGUUUACCGCUCUUCGCGAGGUCUAUGCGAGGUGCCACGGCGCCUUUGCGUGCACUGCGAUGAUCGCAGGAUUUGGUAUUCUUGGAUUCCGUGAUCAGAACGGCAUCCGCCCACUUUGCCUAGGCUCCCGUCCGUCGGCGACUCUGGAAGGCGCUACAGACUACUUCCUGGCUUCUGAGUCGGUGUCCCUGACCCAACUGGGCUUCAGCAACAUCGUGGACAUUCUUCCCGGACAGGCCGUAUUCAUCCGCAAGAACGGUACCCCCGAGUUCCGCCAGAUCGUGGAGAGGAAGUCCUACACUCCAGACAUCUUUGAAUUUGUAUACUUUGCCAGGCCCGACAGCCACAUUGAUGGAGUGUCUGUACACCGCAGCCGGCAGAACAUGGGCUUGAAGCUGGCCAAGAAGAUGAGGGAGACGCUGAGCGAGCAGGCAAUCAAGGAGAUUGACGUCAUAAUUCCGGUUCCCGAGACAAGUAAUACUUCGGCGGCUGUACUGGCUACAGAGCUGAACAAGCCCUUCUCCAACGCUUUCGUCAAGAACCGCUACGUCUACAGGACAUUUAUCCUCCCUGGUCAGCAGGCACGGCAAAAGAGUGUCCGUCGCAAACUUUCGCCGAUCGCAUCCGAGUUCAAUGGCAAGGUUGUAUGCUUGGUGGAUGAUUCGAUUGUGAGGGGAACUACCUCGCGCGAGAUUGUUCAAAUGGCGAGGGAGGCUGGUGCAACCAAGGUUCUUUUCGUCUCAUGUAGUCCCGAAGUGACACAUCCCCACGUCCACGGUAUCGACCUUGCCGACCCGGCUGAGCUUAUCGCUCAUGGAAAGACGAGGGAGGAAGUCGCCACGCUUAUCGAUGCAGACGAGGUUGUAUAUCAAUCUCUCGAUGAUCUCAAGGCCGCAUGUUUUGAUGCAGCUGGGCCCAACAACGAUGUCAACGAUUUCGAGGUUGGUGUCUUCUGUGGCAAGUACAAGACAGAGGUUCCGGAAGGCUAUUUUGAGCACCUCAGCCGCGUCCAGGGCGCGAAGAAGAAGGCCAAAGCCGUCGCAAAUGUUGCCAGCAGCGGGCCAACAAACGAUAAUCGGAACGGACUAAUGAGUCCUGAAAAUCGGGAAGACAUUAGUCUCCACAACUUCGCAACUAAACCUUGAAGGGUGUUGAAUGAGGUGAUGGGAUGGCUGGCUUCAAGGUUGGGUAAUCACGGUUUGGCUUCGAUGCAUUGGGCAAAUAAUCCGAUCAAAAUGGUAGCUACUUGUCAUUGCGCACAGCAACUUCUAAAUGAUAGCUUAGCCACACCUUGAUCAUGUAGGGAGCAGGGAAGUGUUUUCCUGGGCCUUACUUCAGCCAAGAAGUCAUGGGUGAACAGCGUACAUUCGUGAAUCUGUUCCCAGUAAAUAAUUGGGUAUGAGACCUAGAAGGAACGAGAUAUACAUGGUGAUAGUACAAAUUCCGACAACAGUGACGCCACCAUGCCAAUGUGACAUGCAGCUUCAUAGUGCUAGUGCAUAUUCGGGUCAUGGUUUAACCAGCGCCACAUACACAUAUAAACAUACACGCUUUGGAUCACACGGUUACCUUUACAUAUCGUUGCCAACCCAUACACACAAGUGAGAUCACGCCCCUUCAAAGCCCAACCUUGACCCCAGCCGCCUGGGCAAUCUUCAUAAAGAGAGCCGCCCUCGAGCUCUCGGGCUCGGCCACGACGGUGGGGCGACCGCUCGCGGCAUCACCCGAGAUGCUCGGGUGCAGGGGAAGAUCUGCGAGGAGCUCGAUGCCGCGCUUGUCGCACACCUCCUUUACGAUCCCGGACCCGGGCCCAAAGAUGGGCGUCUCGCCGUGGCAGUGCUGGCAGACAAAGGCAGACAUAUUUUGCACCAGCCCGAGGAUCGGCACAGACACCUUGUUGAACAUGUCGAUGCCCUUGACGGCGUCUUGCACAGCUAGGGUGUGAGGUGUGGUUAUGAUUAUGGAGCCUGCGGAGGUUGUCGUUUUGUGUGUGUAUUUUUUUUUUUGCUGAGGUUAGUUGGGUUACGUGGGGAGUGUGAAGGUGGAUUGUUGAUACAUACCAUCAACAUAGAUUUGCUGCGUGAUGCUCAGCUGGGUGUCUCCGGUCCCUGGUGGCAGGUCCAGAACCAGCACGUCCAGACCGCCCCAGUCGACUUCGUGCAGGAGCUGCUGCAGGGCCUUCAUGACCAUGGGUCCGCGCCAGACUACGGCGGAUUCUUCGCCGACAAGGUAGCCCAUGGACAUGGUCUUGACUCCAUAGUUGGAUAGGGGCAGCAGCUGGUUGUCUAAAACAACCGUGGCUCUUCAGACAGGUUGAACAAGGUGGGUAUCGAUGGGCCAAAGAUGUCGGUGUCCAGGAUUCCAGCACGGUGGCCAAGUCUAGCAAACGCAAGAGCAAGGUUCGCUUUUGUGCUCUUGCCAACACCACCCUUUGCGGAAGAUACGGCAAUGACUUUGGUUACAUCUUUUAUCCUCCGCUUCUGCGGGAGCCCACGCUGCAUCCGCGGUAUGGUUCCCGUGCGAGGAAGCCCUAGAGGAUUCUCGUGCUGGAGAGACCGCAGAGCGUGAAACGCUCGUCGGUGUAUCACAUUCAUAUUUGCAUGAUUUUGCCGUUUUGCUCCGGGCGCAUUCGUAUACGAAUCAAAG